AUGAAUCCCGCUCCGGCUUCUCCCCAGUUGAUCCAGCUAUUUGAAAAGUUGGUAUGCCUCGAGGAUGCCUCGAGCUUUGCGAAUGAGAAAGCUGCCUUGGGAUGCGAGCAUCGUCCAAUCGAAGUCCACUGGUGGAUUUCCUGCAGACGUAAAGGGAAACCAACCAUACCCGAUCUAGACGCAUUCAUGUCGCAAUGGUGGUCCUGGUGGCUGACACUUCAACCGGAGUGGAGAAAAUGUCAGGCGCCAACACUCACGGCACAUGCAGUUCUCCCUCGCACCGAUGAUGGCAAUUGGGACACCCUUAACAAACCAGGCACAAACAGCAUGUUGUCAAUUGUAGCUACCUUGAAAUGGUGGGCAGACGGUGCCAAUGGCAAAGAGCACGAAGAGUCCUGCUGGGAAGAUGCUGCAGACGAUGUCACUUGGGUUUUGGACCAGCUCACUGCAAUUUGUUCUAUAUCGAAGUCUAAGUCUUCCGGUGGUAACAAGAAACGGGGUCACUCUGAUACUCAGGCAAAGGUAUCAUCAUCGAAGAGGACGUGUAAUCGGCAGUAG
Suillus fuscotomentosus is the source of this 558-nucleotide messenger RNA. RefSeq lists its product as uncharacterized. The coding region runs from base 1 to 558 and encodes 185 amino acids. The record is from RefSeq and is a predicted model, not a curated record. The transcript has a single exon. Lineage: Eukaryota; Fungi; Basidiomycota; Agaricomycetes; Boletales; Suillaceae.